Molecule: messenger RNA, 3278 nt
Organism: Leptidea sinapis
Lineage: Eukaryota; Metazoa; Arthropoda; Insecta; Lepidoptera; Pieridae
Product: facilitated trehalose transporter Tret1-like
Exons: 6
Coding region: 160-2328 (722 amino acids)
Biological process (GO): transmembrane transport
Cellular component (GO): membrane
Molecular function (GO): transmembrane transporter activity
Source: RefSeq, a predicted model, not a curated record
GCCACAAAACGGUCGCGAAGCGUUUCAAACGCCCUCACAAACAGAUUAUCACAAAAUGAGUGAAGUUAAUCGUUUGCGAGCGAUUUCCUCCAUUCAUUCGCUAUUUUAAGAGCAGUCUGUUUAAAUAAAUGUUUAAGUCCGCGAUGGAUAAUAUUUAACAUGGCUGGAUCUCGAGAGCGACUUCUUUACGAUAGAUCAGAUUAUUACGAAUACGAACGACGAAAAACAUACGAACGACAUCGUCCCGAAGUUCGCAACGAGCGUUUCGAACGCAUCGAUCGACCACGACGAAAGAAUGGUUACGUAUACGAAGACAUUUACUCAGAUUUUGAUGAAGCUCAAGGCCGUUUAUCGCUGUUCCGACCAAUCAGACCCGAAUACUUGAACUUACAAUCGACGUAUCCGAAAUACAAUUCGCUACCGAGGAAUUAUUACAACGAAAGAAGAUAUAAAAAAGAUUACUACGACUUUCGAAUCCGAGAGAAUCGAUACGAAUCGACUGAGAGAAACGUUAGGGUUAUUAGACCAAGUGAACUAAAGGUUUCGAAGCCAAAGAACGUAGCAGUAUGCAAGCCGUUACGUAUUUCGGAUAACAACGUGCAGUAUUGGACGACAGAUAUUCCAAAAGAACGUAAGAAAAGGGAUGAGCCAAAAAAGAUUGUAAAAUUUUCCGAAGUUUCCGGAUGUCAGAAGACUGUCGUGGAUGAUCCAAUAUGUGGAAAGAAGACUGUUGCAGCAAGAGAAUUAGAGGUAUCACUGGACCAAAUGAUACAAAAUGGAUACUUCGAGAAGCAUAACAUCCCAAUACUGAAGGUAGACAGGAGGCCGGAGGUCCCGCGUUCGAUUCCAAAUGGAAAAUGUGCAACUGUAAAUAAAGCGCCACCACCGAGGAGUACUACGCACUUACCUCAGGUAAUUGCCGCACUGGCAGUGUCGCUGGCUCCAUUCUCCGCCGGGCUUGGCAAGGGCUACAGCUCGCCUGCCAUCGCAUCACUCCAGGGUCCAGGAAACUCUACACGGAGAGACUUCCAGCUAACAGACCAGCAGGCCUCAUGGCUGGCAUCUCUCUCUCUGCUUGGUGCACUCUUUGGUGGCAUGGCUGGCGGUGCCGCAAUGCGUCACGGCAGAAGACGUGUGCUGUCGUUAGCUGCAGCACCGUGCAGUCUGUCGUGGCUAUUGACCGUGGUAGCCACGUCCGUCAGGAUGAUGUGCAUCACUGCCUUCCUUGGAGGAUUUUGCUGCUCGAUACUCACAAUGCUAUCGCAGGUUUACAUCAGUGAAAUAUCUGUGCCAGACAUCCGGGGCUGUCUCAGCGCCGUGCUCAAAAUAGUCGGCCAUCUUGGAGUCCUCUUCAGCUUCACCAUUGGGGCAUAUCUCGAUUGGCAACAACUGGCUCUCUGCAUUUCAGCAGCACCGUUACUGCUUUUCUGUACUGUACUCUACAUACCAGAAACACCAAGCUACCUCGUUCUCAUCGGUAAAGAAGAAGAAGCCUACAAAAGUCUGCUUUGGUUACGCGGUCCAAAUUCUGACGUUGCUCAAGAACUAGCAACUAUUCGAACCAACGUACUUGCUAGUAAGAACUUCAGUCAACGACAAAGUCAAAUGACAGGCAGUCAACUGAUCAACUCGCUAGAUGUAAGAACAAUGAACCGUCUCGUAGGACCAAUUUUGGUUACAUGUGGCCUGAUGAUGUUCCAAAGAUUCUCUGGAGCACACGCAUUUUCGUUUUACGCUGUACCAAUUUUUAGAAAGACUUUUGGAGGGAUGAACCCCCACGGGGCAGCUAUUGCUGUGUCGUUUGUUCAAUUACUAGCUUCCUGUCUUUCUGGUCUUCUGAUAGAUACCGUCGGACGUCUUCCAUUGCUUAUUGUUAGUUCAGUCCUCAUGUCCAUGGCUUUGGCUGGUUUUGGAAGUUAUGCGUAUUACGAAGAAGUACAUAGAAAUCAGAGAAUUCAAAAUGUUAUGUUUCACCAGACAGGUCAGAAUGAUUGGAUACCGUUGCUGUGUGUCCUGGUAUUUACUAUAGCCUUCUCUUUAGGCAUGAGUCCAAUAUCUUGGCUUUUAAUUAGUGAGUUGUUCCCGUUGGAAUACAGGGCUUUCGGCAGUGCAAUGGCGACAGCUUUCAGCUAUCUCUGUGCUUUUGUUGGCGUCAAAACUUUCGUUGAUUUCCAACAAGCGUUAGGCCUUUACGGUGCGUUUUGGUUAUAUGCUUCUAUAAGUGUUGGAGGGUUAUGUUUUGUGGUUUGCUGCGUUCCAGAAACUAAAGGAAGAGAUCUGGAUGAAAUGGAUCCGAAUUAUGUCCAAAGUUUGUCUCCGAAAAGGUAAAGUGUAUCGCUAUUUGAAUGUACUUUUAGAAUGCUCUCGAUUCCCCUUCAAAGAUUGAGUUACAAGUAUUUAGGAAUUCUCCUUUACAAACGAGUCCACUGCAUUUUGGCUGUGUUUUUAAAGACAAUAAUAAUAUAUAUCAUAUACAUUUUGCAUAUCCUCUUCUUUACAUAUCUAACCUAAAGAAUUCUUUAUUGUAGAACACCUAUACAUAAUAAUUGCGCUGUAAACUCUAUAAAGAUCCUCUUCGUCGUCCACAUUCUAGAAGGUUCUCAGUCCGAAAGCAGGUCUUAAGUAUCUAUUGUCUUUUUAUACACCUUAAUGAAACAGAGAGAAAGAGAGACAUUUACAUGGAUUACCUAUAACCUAUACUUUCUGGUUGAUAAUCUAAUUUUAUGUGGACAAAAAGGAUACUUUUAUAGUAUCUAGAGAGAAGAAUAUUCUACUAUUUUCAAAACUCUUCCAUUUUUCCUACGUUAGUACUUUAACUAUACAAGUACAAUAGUUCUGCUUCUGUUUGUAGAAGUAAUCAUUUAAUCGUUAAUCUACGUUGUAACUGUUAGGAAUUGCCAAAAAAAAAAAUUUUAUAUACUAUGGAAUAUGUGUAGCUCUGUUUACUUUCUUAUUUAAAUGAAAUUGAUUAACGGCCGUUCCCAAUAUACUAUCUACAGAUAGAGAUAAAUUACUACCUUCUACUGUCAGUAAUUAGCUGUCCCAAUAUACUCGAUAAGUCAUUCUUAUCGCCUUAUAUUGAGACGCGUGAAUUGCCAUUUCCAUACAAUUUUCUAUCGCUGGUAAGCUAUACGUCAUCCCGUUGACAGACAUCGUGUACGGAUAUGGUGAGUUACUGUCAAUAAUAUUAUAUACAAUAAAGAUCAUUUUCUGUUUCUCCCAUACUUUUUUUAAAUCAAUAACACCUAAUUUAAAUGUAGUUUUACUACUUUAUAACA